This is a messenger RNA of Penicillium paradoxum, 867 nucleotides long. RefSeq lists its product as uncharacterized. The transcript is spliced from 2 exons. Bases 1 to 867 code for a protein of 288 amino acids. Gene Ontology annotation, cellular component: PcG protein complex; transcription regulator complex. NCBI's taxonomy places the organism in Eukaryota, Fungi, Ascomycota, Eurotiomycetes, Eurotiales, Aspergillaceae. The record is from RefSeq and is a predicted model, not a curated record. Gene Ontology annotation, biological process: regulation of transcription by RNA polymerase II. Gene Ontology annotation, molecular function: DNA-binding transcription factor activity, RNA polymerase II-specific; RNA polymerase II cis-regulatory region sequence-specific DNA binding.
AUGGAUCUCGCCAGUCUUCUUUCUCACUCGGCUGUCAAGCCCAUCUAUACUCCCGUCGAGUCCAGCUACUAUAAGCGCUCAGCGCCUCUGUCGCCGCCAGCGGAGGAGCCCAAGGUCUCAUUGCCUUCUAUCUCAUCUCUCUUCGAAGGUGCCGAUGGUGCUCAGCAAGCAGCUAAGCGCCAACGUCUCUCACCAUCUCUCGGUGAGCGUCACAUCCGGGUCCAGCCCUAUGAGAUGCCCCCAACACCACCUCUGCGCCCCGGCUCUGGCUCCGGCCACGCGCACAGCCGCGCAUCACCCGUAGAGUCGCUUCACAAGGAAGCCCACCAUCUCCACCGCUCCUCCAUCUCCAGCAACGGCUCUAUCCACAUUGCCCGCACCACGCCAUAUGCCUCGCCAGCACCCAGCGUCUCUUCCUACACAUCCCCAAUCGACGCUCCCCAACAGCCAAUGUACUAUCCCCGCCCACCAACUGCAUCUUCCUUCCGGCCCUCAACACCGGCCCCAGCUCCCCAGAUGCCCACCGUCCAGGUCCAGGCCCACCAGCCGCAGCCCCAGUCUCACACCUCGGCUCUCAUCUCCCCGGUGACCCCGGCCUGGCAACACCACCACUACUUCCCACCCUCCACCUCGGCCCCAUACCAGCAGAACCAUGAUCGCUAUAUCUGCCGUACCUGCCACAAGGCCUUCUCGCGCCCUUCCUCGCUGCGCAUCCACUCCCACUCGCACACCGGCGAGAAGCCCUUCCGCUGCACACAUGCCGGCUGCGGAAAAGCUUUCUCUGUGCGCAGCAACAUGAAGCGCCAUGAGCGUGGAUGCCACUCUGGUCGUCCGGCUCCUCCUGCUGCUACUGCGCUUGUCGUAUGA